AUGAAGCUCAAAAUGACAACACUGGCCUUCGCCAGCCUCCUCCUUGAAGCAAACUGCUCAACAACCCCCUCCAAACUCAUCCACUGCGUCGACGCGCGCGUUCAAGACUUGAUCCAACGAAUGUCAAUCGAAGAGAAAGCCGGCCAGCUCUUCCAAACCCAACUCCAACAGGGUCCCAAUGGCACCCUCGACACGGGCAACGUCACGGCCCGCCGCAACAGCACUGAGAACAUAAUUGGCGAGAAGCACAUGACACGCUUCAACCUCGUCGGCGAUAUCACGGACGCGAAGCAAGUCGCGGAGUUUGUCAACCUAGUCCAGCAGCGCGCCCUCGAUACGCGAUUAGGCAUCCCAGUGACUCUCUCCACUGAUCCCCGAAACCACUUCACCGAGAACAUUGGUACGGGUUUCCAAGCCGGUGUCUUCUCACAAUGGCCCGAGACUCUCGGCCUUGCUGCCCUGAGGGACCCCGAGCUCGUCAGAAAGUUCGCGGAGGUGGCUCGCGAGGAGUACAUCGCCGUCGGCAUUCGCGCUGCCCUACAUCCGCAGGUCGACCUCGCCACCGAGCCACGAUGGGCACGCCUGGGAAACACUUGGAGCGAGAACGCAACCUUGACCAGCGAGCUUAUUGUCGAAUACAUCAAAGGCUUCCAAGGAAGGGAGAUUGGUCCGCACAGCGUAACCACCGUGACGAAGCACUUCCCUGGAGGCGGCCCGAUGGAGAACGGUGAAGACUCUCACUUCACAUACGGCAAGAACCCGACGUACCCCGGAAACAACUUCGAGUACCACCUCACCCCCUUCAGAGCGGCGAUCGCCGCCGGCGCAAGGCAGAUGAUGCCCUACUACUCCCGUCCCAUCGGCCUAUCUGACAACUCCACCGACUACGAGCCAGUCGGCUUCUCCUUCAACAGGCAAAUCGUCACAGACCUACUCAGAAACCAACUUGGGUUCGAAGGUAUCGUCGUCACCGACUGGGGUUUCAUCACUGAUACAGUGAUCCGAGGUCAAGACAUGCCAGCACGCGCGUGGGGUCUAGAGAACACCACUGAGCUUCAACGCGCAGCCCGCAUCCUCGAUGCCGGGUGUGACCAAUUAGGUGGUGAGCAGCGUACCGAGCUCAUUGUCCAGCUGGUAGAGGAAGGCAUUGUGUCCGAAGACCGCCUCGACAUCUCCGUCAGACGUCUCCUUCGCGAAAAGUUCCUCCUCGGGCUUUUUGACAAUCCCUUCGUCGACCCCGAGGCCGCGACGAGAGUUGUUGGAAACGACUAUUUCCUGCGGCUUGGCAAUGAUGCCCAGCGCAGAGCUUACACUCUUCUCACAAACAAGGAUGAACUACUUCCCCUGAAGCACGUUGGCACAGGAACUAAGUUCUACAUCGAGGGUUUCAACGCCACGUUCCUCGAGGCACGCAACCUCACGGUCGUCGAGACACUAGAUGAGGCAGACUAUGCCUUACUCCGUAUCAAUGCGCCCUACGAGCCUCGUCCAGGUGGCUUCAAAGCAGCCUACCACGCCGGCUCGCUUGAGUACUCGGAUGAGGAGAAGGCGCGCCAGGCCUCGAUCUAUGCGGCCGUGCCCACCAUCGUCGACGUUUUUGACGCCGCUUCUGCGGUGUUGGGCAGCUACGGUAGUGGCAGCGAAGCUUUCUUGGACGUGAUCUUUGGGGUAAGCAACCCCGAGGGCAAAUUGCCUUUCGAUCUCCCGCGGUCACAGCAGGCUGUGGAGGAUGCGAUGGAGGAUGUGCCGUAUGAUACGGCGGAUCCUGUUUUUAGGUUCGGACAUGGGUUACGCUACACCGAAAAAUGUUCGCUUUGAUGGCGACAUGGAGUAAUAUGUGGCUCGAGUCUUGAUGUCUAUUGUUAGACAAGCAGUAG
This is a messenger RNA of Colletotrichum phormii, 1877 nucleotides long. Its product is annotated as glycosyl hydrolase family 3 N terminal domain-containing protein. Gene Ontology annotation, molecular function: beta-glucosidase activity. The transcript is spliced from 3 exons. Gene Ontology annotation, biological process: glucan catabolic process. Lineage: Eukaryota; Fungi; Ascomycota; Sordariomycetes; Glomerellales; Glomerellaceae. Bases 1 to 1818 code for a protein of 605 amino acids. The record is from RefSeq and is a predicted model, not a curated record.